This is a messenger RNA of Oncorhynchus kisutch (coho salmon), 2246 nucleotides long. RefSeq names its product collectrin. Lineage: Eukaryota; Metazoa; Chordata; Actinopteri; Salmoniformes; Salmonidae. Bases 201 to 863 code for a protein of 220 amino acids. The transcript is spliced from 6 exons. The record is from RefSeq and is a predicted model, not a curated record. Gene Ontology annotation, biological process: positive regulation of amino acid transport. Gene Ontology annotation, cellular component: extracellular exosome; plasma membrane.
ACUUUUUUUAAAAGUUGGGCAGGGAGAGUUGUAGCUUGCAGCUGUGUCAUCGUUUAGCCAUUAAACCAUAGUGGCCACCCCCUGUUUGAUUCCAAUUCUGUCGUUGACUUUGUUCUUCUCAUUAAUGUCUGACCACUGGGACUUUGACUGAACCAGCAGCACAGGAGAUUCUGUCUUAGUUGUGUUCUUAUCCACAGAGGAUGUUGGUGAGGAUCCUGGUUCUGCUCUACCUGGCGGGGGCACCAGCCCUAGCACAAACCCUCUGCCAGCCUAAUGCAUCAAAUGGCUACAGAGUGCGAAUCAGCAUCAAAACUGCUUUGGGAAAUCAGGCCUAUGAAUGGAAUGAGAAUGAAAUGUUCCUUUUCCGAGCAACUAUGGCCUUUGCCAUGAGGAGGUACUAUAAAACAGAAACUUACAAUGUCGACAACAUUAUCGUGUGUAAUCAGACUCGGAGGGUGUCCUUCUGGUUUGUGGUGAUAUCACCAGAAAACCCCACCAUGCUUAUUCCUAAGGCAGAUGUGGAAAAAGCUGUGAGCAUGUCAAGGCAUCGCAUCAACAACGCCUUCCUCCUGACAGAUAGGACUCUGGAGUUUCUGGGCAUCUACCCCACACUGGCAGAACCAGUCAACCCUGACACCCCUCCCUGGCUCAUCGUGUUUGGAGUGGUCAUAGGGGCUGUGUUUGCUGGAAUCAUCGCCCUGCUCGUAUCCUCUCUGCUUCAAAAGAGACGGAAAGAGAAAGGGAUGAUGGAGGAUGGACAGGAUGAAGAGGACAGGCAGAUGAAAGGAGUGGAGAAUGGCAUCAACCUGGACGGCAUCUACAACAGAGGAUUCACAGAUGACGAUCGCUUCACAAAGCUGUAAAGGCUUCCCCUGUAUAAUGCUACCAAGAACAGGGUGGGCCAAGAGACACUAAAAACCCUUACAAAUAGACUUUCAUGGACUGUGUCUACAGUUUAAAACGGCAUUUGCUGUUUAUUUUGGUUGUGUUUAAAACAAUUUUGUGCCCAAUAGAAAUACAUGAUAAAUUAUGUAUUGUGUCAUUUUGGAGUCACUUUUAUUGUAAAUAAGAAUAUAAUAUAUUUUUAAACACUUCUACAUUAAUGUGGAUGCGACCAUUUAUAUUGGGCACAAAAUAAUAUGAAAGACAACCAAAACAAACAGCAAAUGCAUUCAACAAGUUUGUAAAGUCACAAGCUUGAUGUAAUCAUUGCAUGCUAGGAAUAUGGGACCAAAAACUAAACUUUGGACUAUUUUUAAUAAUACACAUAGGUAUAGGUGAAUUUGUCCCAAUACUUUUGGUCCCCUAAAAUGGGGGCGACUAUGUACAAAAAGUGCUGUAAUUUCUAAACGGAUCACCCAAAAGUGAUGUAUAUACCCACAAAUUAAAGCUGACAUUCUGCACUUUAACCUCAUAGUCAUUGUAUCAUUUCAAAUCCAAAGUGCUGGAGUAAAGAGCCAAAACAACAACAAUUGAAACUUUGAAACUUUCAAUUGAAAAUACAUUCUUAAACCAUGAAGUUACCAAGUACUUCAGAGACAAAAAGAAGUGACAAAUGUGUCACUGUCCCAAUACCUUUGGAGCUCGCUGUAAGUAAAAAAAAAAUGCUUUUGAGAUAGGCUAUAGCGAACACAACACCUUUCAGAUCUGUUUUAUCCAUGGCUUUAGUUAAGCAUUUCUGCAAACCGAGUAGGUGGCAUCUGGUCAACAAUUGUAAUGUAUAUUUCAAAAUAAUGGUCAAAUUAUAGAAUCCCUUAAUAAACAGUGAUCUUGUUCAUUUAGAGUACUUUAGAGUACUUCAUUCGAGUACUUCUUAUCAAUCACAAAUCUGAAAAUAAUGAAAACGUAGCUACAGAGAGGCACAAAUAUAUCCGAGAGGGAGGAGAACCACCAUGAUAAUUGAUUUACAUGUAACUAAGAAAUGAUUGAUGUAAUGUCUUCGCUAGCUCCAGCAUCUAGUUAAGCGUUAACCACCUAUUGAAGUUGUUUACUGCUUUGUUUUGCACAAUGUGAUCAAAUGAAGAAGAACACCAGAACAGAUGGGUUUAAAUGUCGAAUAUGUACAUUUCCAGUCAUUGUUUUAAAGAGCACCCAUUUUGAUUUUAUAUUGUUUGUUAUGAAAAUCUAUUGUGUGAAUCAGAGGAAAUACAAAUAAACUGUCAUUUAGAUAUGUCUCUUCCUUGGCUAUUGCGGAAUCUCUCUUUCAACCUCUCUAGUCUGUUGAGAUUAAAACAGGUUAAACAUCA